Molecule: messenger RNA, 1689 nt
Organism: Cicer arietinum (chickpea)
Lineage: Eukaryota; Viridiplantae; Streptophyta; Magnoliopsida; Fabales; Fabaceae
Source: RefSeq, a predicted model, not a curated record
AUGGCCAAUAUGUUAUUGGUCUUGCUUCACAUUUUUCUGACCUUUGUCUUAACACAGUCAGCACCUCAAGAUUCUCUUGUAACCAAUCUUCCAGGCUUUAAUGGCUCUCUAAAUUCCAACCACUAUGCUGGGUAUGUGACAGUGGAUGAAAGUCAUGGUAGAAACUUGUAUUACUAUUUUGUUGAAUCAGAAAGUAAUCCAUCAAAGGACCCUGUUGUUCUAUGGCUUAAUGGUGGACCAGGAUGCUCUAGUCUUGAUGGCUUUGUAUUUGAGCAUGGUCCUUUUAAUUUUGAAAAACCUGCCACAAAGGGAGCAUUGCCUAACUUGCAACUCAAUCCAUACAGCUGGUCAAAGGUUUCCAACAUUAUAUAUUUGGACUCUCCUGCUGGGGUUGGAUUUUCAUAUUCAAAGAAUGUAUCUGAUUAUAAAACUGGAGAUAUUCAAACUGCUUAUGAUUCACACAAUUUUCUCCUCAAAUGGUUUGAAUUAUACCCUGAGUUUCAAGCAAACCCAUUAUUCCUUUCUGGAGAGUCUUAUGCAGGAGUUUAUGUGCCUACUCUUGCUAAUCAAAUAGUGAUAGGAAUUGAAAAUGGAACCAAGCCAACAUUGAAUUUCAAGGGUUAUAUGGUUGGAAAUCCUGUUACAGAUGAUUUGAUUGAUGGAAAUGCUCUUGUUCCAUUUGCACAUGGGAUGAGUCUUAUUUCUAAUGAACUUUUUGAGGUGAAGACAAUCAAUAUUGUUAACUUAAACAUUGUUAAACAGAACACAACAAAAGUAUGCAAAGGAAACUUCUAUGAAGUAGACACCGACGAGUGCGAGCUUUUGUUGGAAAAAGUCGACAAGGAAGUUGCAGAUUUAAAUGUGUAUGACAUUCUAGAACCAUGUUAUCAUCCGGGAAAGACAAAGGAGAAUAAAAAUACAAAUUCUAAGUUGCCAUUAAGCUUUAGGGAAUUGGGUAAGACUGAUAAAUCUUUACCUGUGAGGAAAAGAAUGUUUGGUCGUGCUUGGCCCUACAAAGGUAAUGUAAAAGAUGGAAUUGUGCCAUCUUGGCCAGAACUCACGAGCACUAGUAUAUUGGUUCCUUGCACUGACGAUGGGGUUGCUAACUCAUGGCUGAACAAUCCUGAUGUCAGGAAAGCUAUUCACACUGUGGAGGAAAGUGUGGUUGGUGCGUGGUACUUAUGUACAGAUCAAAUUAAAUACACUCAUGAUACAGGGAGUAUGCUCAAUUUUCACAAGAAUCUUACUUCCAAAGGAUAUCGAGUAUUAGCAUAUAGUGGUGAUCAUGACAUGUGUGUCCCAUAUACUGGAACCGAAACAUGGACAAAAUUAGUUGGAGUUAAGAUUGUUGAUGAAUGGAGGCCAUGGUUCAGUAAUGAUCAAGUUGCUGGGUAUACUCAAGGAUAUUCCAACAAUCUCACAUAUCUGACAAUAAAGGGAUCAGGACACACUGUUCCAGAAUAUAAGCCACGAGAGUCAUUGGAUUUUUACAAACGUUUUCUUGAUGGAGUGCCUAUAUAAGAAACAAAGAGAUCAAAUAGAGAAAUAGAAGUGUUAUAUUGCUUCAGAUAUUUGGUUAUGUAUUCUUCAUGAAGUACUUGAAAUGUGUUUAAAGAAAGAAGUUUUCUGUAUUCUUUUUUGUACCUCUCAAGCAUAACACCUUAUUAGUAAAAUUUUGGGUUAAUUGUA